Molecule: messenger RNA, 591 nt
Organism: Zasmidium cellare ATCC 36951
Lineage: Eukaryota; Fungi; Ascomycota; Dothideomycetes; Mycosphaerellales; Mycosphaerellaceae
Exons: 1
Coding region: 1-591 (196 amino acids)
Source: RefSeq, a predicted model, not a curated record
AUGAGCGCAGCUAGACCCGCCAAUGAAGGCCAACUGGCCCAGGACCUACCUGGUAUUACAACGUAUAUCACCGGUCAUGAUGCGGGCUCAGGAGAGACGAUUGUGCAACAUGCUCGUCCAGGGAAAUGGCAAUCCAUCGACAACAACGGAAUGGCGUUCAACGUGGCCUUUACGACAUCCAACUUCCCAGUAUCAAUGAACGAGGACAUCGAUAUCGCGACUCACGAUACGCGGCUGGCCUCAUCCAAACUCGGAAUCGUCAAUCCCGGAGGCACCGUCCUCCGCUUCGUCGACUUUGCCCCGGGUUUCGAGUCCAUGAUGCAUCGCACGCAGAGCCUCGAUUACGGGGUCGUCAUUGCGGGGAGCAUCGAACUAAUCUUGGACUCGGGGAGGCGACAGGUUCUCCAUCCGGGGGAUUGUUGUAUUCAGAGAGGGACGAAUCAUGCUUGGAGGAAUCCGAGCCCGGACGCGUGGGCGAGAGUUGUGUAUGUUCUUCAAGACUCGCAGCCGAUCAAGACGGCCGAUGGAUCGGUGUUGAUGGAGUUCUUGGGGAGAAGUGCCGGGGAGAUUCCCAGUAGUGGUAAUGCUUGA